Messenger RNA from Gallus gallus (chicken), 3454 nucleotides. It is a transcript of the gene SLC25A15, whose product is annotated as solute carrier family 25 member 15. The record is from RefSeq and is a predicted model, not a curated record. The coding region runs from base 485 to 1390 and encodes 301 amino acids. The transcript is spliced from 8 exons. Gene Ontology annotation, biological process: mitochondrial L-ornithine transmembrane transport. Lineage: Eukaryota; Metazoa; Chordata; Aves; Galliformes; Phasianidae. Gene Ontology annotation, molecular function: L-ornithine transmembrane transporter activity.
GGUUGGGCGCUGCGGUGAGUGGCGGCGGCCGGGGGCGGGCCGGCCUUGUCCUCUUCUCAGAGCUUGGGGCGGCGGGCAGGGGGUGGAGGCGCGGAGCGGAGCGGGCCCUGGGCGGCAGCCGGCUCCCCGCGGCCUGCAGCGCCGUGCGGAUCCGGGGCUCGGCUCGGAGCGGCGGCGGGUGCGGGCUCCUUCCGUUCCUCCCCUCGUUCCUCCCCUCGUCCCAGGCGCGCCGGAGCUCUGCUGCUCCACACGGAUUGAUGUCGGAGGAAAGCGGGGUGGUUGCUGCCUUCCCACUCCGGAGGUCCGAGCUCUGGGUUUGCUGUAGAAGCGGCAGAGCAGUCGUUAACUCGGCAUGUCCGCGAGCAGUUUGUAAUAGGAUCGUGUAAUCACAAAGAAGACACGGGAGUAGGAGGAAAACAUCCUGACACCUUCCAGGAAACUGGAGACUUUUUACACUGCAAUAAUCAAUAAACAAGUGUGAAGCAUGAGGAUCAACUCUGCUCUUCAGGCUGCUAUUGACCUCACAGCAGGAGCUGCAGGUGGGACAGCCUGCGUGGUGACUGGCCAGCCCUUUGACACAGCAAAGGUGAAGAUGCAGACGUUCCCUGACAUGUACAAAGGAAUUGUUGACUGUUUUGUGAAAACCUACAAACAAGUGGGAUUUCGAGGCUUCUACAAGGGGACCACGCCUGCUCUGGUAGCCAACAUUGCGGAGAACUCUGUUCUUUUCAUGUGCUAUGGGUUUUGCCAACAAAUUGUGAGAAGAAUUGUUGGAGUAGACAGGAAAACAAAGCUCAGUGACCUACAGAAUGCUGCCGCGGGCUCCUUCGCCUCUGCCUUUGCCACGCUUGUUCUGUGCCCCACAGAGCUGGUGAAGUGCCGGCUGCAGGCCAUGCACGAAAUGCAGUUGUCGGGAAAGAUAGUGCAGGGACAGAGUACAGUUUGGUCAGUAGUGAAGAGCGUCAUCCAAAAGGACGGCCCCCUUGGCUUUUACCGUGGCCUGUCGAGCACUUUGCUGCGGGAAGUCCCCGGCUAUUUCUUCUUCUUCGGGGGGUAUGAGCUGAGCCGGACGUUCUUCGCCUCUGGGAGAUCGAAAGAUGAAUUGGGACCCAUUCCUUUGCUGCUCAGUGGAGGUUUUGGAGGCAGCUGUCUGUGGAUCGCUGUGUAUCCUGUGGACUGUGUCAAAUCUAGAAUUCAGGUUCUUUCAAUGGCUGGAAAGCAAACGGGCUUCAUGGGAACGUUUGUAACUGUCGUGAGAACUGAAGGUGUACUUGCCUUGUAUUCUGGACUAAAGCCAACUAUGAUCCGUGCAUUCCUGGCCAAUGGGGCACUGUUUCUUGCCUAUGAGUACAGCCGGAAACUUAUGAUGAAACAGAUAGAUUCUUACUGAUUCCUUCUAGCAAACAGAACAACCCUUUAAAUAAAUGAUCAAAGCCUGUAGGACUCAUCACGAUCUGAGAGCAGUACCAGAUCACUGACCUGAUUUUAGGAACUCAGUUCCAGUUUAGGAUUUGUAAUCUUUUAAAUUCAAGUGAUUUUUAUGGAGAGGUAUAUGUGCUUCUUGAAUUGGACGGGCAGGACUGUCUCCAUCUUGCAGAUUCUGCACUGGGUAUGCUGUGCAUCAUAAAUGUCUCUUCCUGCCUGUAAUGGUGCUAAAAAGACAUACUGGUUUUUAAUGUUACAGGCAGAACAGGCUGUAGUUGGUUAAAGGCAAAGCACUGCUUUAGAGCCUGUGCUGUGACUGCUCCAUUUCCCAUUUCUUGCUGGCAAUAUCUGAUUCCAUGUAAUUCCAGUCUUGUCUAAUCUUAGCGAGUGUGGCUGUCAUUUUCUAGCUCCCUCCUACCCUGUGAUUUUCCAGGAUCAUUGCAGCUGGUUCCUGACUCGCAUACUCUGACACACUGAUGGCCUUAUAGAAGCUACAAGCGUUCACCCCCUACUUUUACUGUCUUAUGAUGUAGAGCUGAGAUAGGGUUGCAUUGGAGAUAAAAUAUGAAGUUACUGGAUGUAAGGAGUCAAUGCAGCAUUUGUAACAAUUGUUUGCUGCAGGCGGUGCUGAAGUAUUAUAAAUAGUACUGAAUUAAACUAACAUAGGAGGGCUGCUGGAAACAGCUGCUUGUUCAAAGCACGGAGUUGUAACGUGCAAGCUCACAGUUAGGUCACCUUGGUGGAGAUGAGUCUGUGUGCUUGAAGGACAGGAAGCUGAAGAGGAACAAAGCCAGAGCCAACUUCUUGAAGACAGCCGACACCGUGGGCUUCAAUCUAUUCUGACUGGAGUCCUGCCACAUGUGCCACUUGCUGCAGCUCUUCAGCUGAGUGGAAAACAUUUGGUGUCUUGGGCCAUUCACAUCACCCUCAGUCCUGGAGGGCACAUCUGCUUUCUCCUGGCAUUUGCUUAAAUACGCAACUUAAGGCCAGUUAGUGUUGCCCAAAUUGAGACUGUAGCACCUCUUUUUCUAGUUGCUCCCUUCCUUUUCUUUAAGAAGCAGCCUACUGCCAAGCCUGGAAGAAGACAAAGCAAAUCUCAGUACAGUGCAGCUCAUAACUCAAACCUGGAGUUGUUGAGAGAUACUGCCUAUGUGAUGGUGUAACAUACCCACCCUUUGGACACGGGCAAGCCACCCUCUUGUCUAGCAGCACUUUGACCCAUCACAUAGAAGUUAGCAGCUUGUUACAGCAAAUAGAACAUGCCAGUAAGUGACAGUUCUAUGCUACAGCCUGUGUCAUACCCCCAGAAAGAGGAAAAAGCUGUAGACACAGAAAAACAUCUCACUGCCUCUUGUGAUGGAGCCAGAGCACACUCAAAGGGGCUACUAAUGGAAGGUGGUUACUGCAGGUCCACAGACCCUUUUUGCUUCUUCAGCCUUCAGGAGCAGCACAAACCGCUCCCACAAAAGGGGCAGUUAUAAACAGUGCAUGGCUGAAGAGGCUGUAGUGUGUAUUGCACCACUUUACCUCGACUCACUGGUACAUGUGGCAGUAACACUGCACAAAGUCAGCUCUUUAAAAGGAGCUCAUGGCAAAGGUUUGAAUAACUCAGGUACAAGGGUAGGAUUUCAGGAGUCCUAAGCUUCCUCCUUUUCAAAGCUGUUUAUCCAAGAGAAAUAAUACCAGCUUUCAUGAUUGUACGCAGUUGUAAUAAAGGUAACAGAAUCCAUACCAGGGGAAUACUGAAAUUUAUGUCUUAGAUUUGUCUUUGCUUUCAUUGGAUAAAGCUCAGUUGCAAUUUUUAAUUAAAAAAAGAAGAGGCUUCAAGAGAAGCAGGAGUCUCAGAACCACUGCUAGCAGGAGGUUGGUGGCAGGAACAGAUGUGCACUCUGGGAGUUUACCUUUCAGAGCUGAACCAAGCAGUAACUUCUACAGCUGCAGUUAAGCUGCACGCACGUAUUGGUUGUUCAGCUGAGAACUUCAUGAUGUUGUUACAGGAAUUCAUGGCAAUAAAGUUUGAUUCAACUGA